Messenger RNA from Halichondria panicea, 3078 nucleotides. Its product is annotated as serine/threonine-protein kinase ULK1-like. The record is from RefSeq and is a predicted model, not a curated record. Gene Ontology annotation, molecular function: ATP binding; protein serine/threonine kinase activity. Gene Ontology annotation, biological process: piecemeal microautophagy of the nucleus; protein autophosphorylation; regulation of autophagy. The transcript is spliced from 18 exons. NCBI's taxonomy places the organism in Eukaryota, Metazoa, Porifera, Demospongiae, Suberitida, Halichondriidae. Gene Ontology annotation, cellular component: phagophore assembly site; autophagosome; phagophore assembly site membrane. Bases 293 to 2908 code for a protein of 871 amino acids.
AAUUGAGGUGCAUUCUGGUUUCGCAAGAUAUAAUUAGUUGACAAUGAUAGUGCAGCCAGCCUCAUGAAUAACAGACAACUCUGAACACAACGUUACUCUAGACCUUGCGGCUUGCCUUCGUUAUCACUGCUGACGUGUUUAAUUUAGACAGAGCCACUAUGGAUAUGGAGCAAGUCUGAACGCGUUUCCAAUGGAUUCAAUUUCAGAUACUUCGGAUAUCUCUGCCAAAAGCAUCACAACACUAUUGUCACACAUUUCUCACUACUAGGCAUACACCAGGAGACGACUGGCUAUGCAGAGGAUAGGAGAGUUUGAGUUUGGCUCUAAGCUGCUGGGACAUGGGGCAUUUGCUCUUGUGUUCCGAGGACAGAGGAUUAAGGAUGGACUACCUGUGGCAGUGAAGCAAAUCAAGUUACAGAAUGUUCCAGGGAGACUAUCAGACAUCAAACAGAGGGAAAUUGAUAUUCUAAAGGACCUACGUCACCCCAACAUAGUACAGUUGUAUGAUUAUCGGGACGGUCGCUCUGAUGUAUACCUGGUGAUGGAGUACUGUAAUGGAGGGGACUUGGGCGGCUACCUCAAAGAUAAGAGAACGCUCUCAGAAGAUUCUAUUCGUAUCCUCACCCGGCACAUAGCUGGAGCUCUGGAGGUGCUCGUGUCUCAUCAGAUCAUUCAUCGUGAUAUUAAGCCGCAAAACCUCCUCCUCUCCUAUCCCAGUGGAGGAACAAAGAAGGAAAUGUCGUUUAGAGACGUCACCAUCAAACUAGCUGACUUUGGAUUUGCCCGCCACCUUGCCGGGACUGACAUGGCUGCUACGCUGUGUGGCUCCCCCCUCUACAUGGCUCCUGAGAUUCUCCUGGGUCGUCGCUAUGACAACAAGGCCGACCUAUGGAGCGUGGGUACCAUUCUAUUCCAAUGUCUCUCUGGGAAAGCCCCUUUCUUUGCGGAGGACCCUCAUGCUCUACGCAAGAAGUACCAACGGGAGAAACUGAUUCCCAAGAUUCCCACUGGAACCUCCCAUCCUCUCUCUCAACUAUUGACCUCUCUCCUCUGCAAGGACCCGGGGACACGCCUCCCUUUUGAUGGUUUCUUUACACAUCCAUUCCUGAACGAUGUGUCCCCAGACCCCACCCCCUUGCUGAGUCAGCAUGUCAAGUCAUCACCUGUGCCCAUACAGCGUCACAGACAUCAAUCACAGCAGCAGCUUGCAUCACCACAUCGUGGUUCGUCAGUGGACAUGUACAGUCUGUCCCCCUCCUCUGCCUCUGGUCCACCUCUCAGUCAUCAGAUAGGGUCUCACGGUUCAUUGUCUUAUCUCAGCCCCAACUCUGACAUCACUGAUCAGGGCUUUAUCCUGGUGGACCUUCCUCUCAACUCUGGGUCCCGACGCUACACUCGCUCCAACUCCACAAGCCCUGGCACUCACACACCUUCAUCCGCCCACACCACACACUCCUCCACCCACACACCGUCGUCACUCGGCUCGCUCACACGUUACAACAGCCUCACAAUGCCCUUCUACCAGACACGUCCCUCACAGGACACACCCCGUUCGACCACACCCACUAACAUUGACACCAGCUCUGGCUACCACUCACGUACUCACGGAGGCUCACUAUCACGAUCUAAUUCUGGCUGUGGGAAGUUACCGUUUGGACAGCUGAUUUCGCAACCGCCCCUCACACUUUCAUCACACCGUCACAGCCUCACAAACUCACCAUCACCGCUCUCCACUCCCCCCUCAUCCCUAACGUCCAAUCAGAUUCGAGCAGCAGGGAUACGAUAUUCCCUACCUACACACGGAAGUGCAGGACGACUCAGUUCACUAGUGGAGGGCGAAAUUAGCCGCGGAGCGAAGGGAGGAAGCAAACAAGGAAACAAGGAGAGGAAUAAUACGUACGAGAUCACAGCCAGUUGUGUACUAGUAUCGGACGAGGAGGAUGGGAAUUCCCCCACUGAUGAUUACUCUCUAGGACUAAACAUGUCGUUUAGUCGCUCUACAGAAGACCUAGAAGGCAUGACGUCCAUUGAAGUAGCCCAGAACACUACUAAGAGUGAUGCGCUCACGCUGGAGGGCAGUAGGAAUCGGUCAUCUUCAUUCACGCAACGCAACUCACAACUGUUUCAAGAUUUGGCUUCUAUACGGAACAGGUCUAACAGCCUCGGCAAAGAGAGAGGAUCUGAAGAGGUGACCUUUGGUGGCUCUGAGUCUCCAGAGAUUGCUUCCUUUCAGCUCCCGUUUUUAUUUCCCCCGACGACAGCGGAGGGGAGGUCAGACAAGACGAGUAGUAGUUUUCGUGAUGAUGUGCCAUGUUCGUGUUUGACUGGACUUAGCGAUAGUCUUGUGAUUGGACGAGAGCUGGUUGCCAUGGCGCAGGCUAGGCAAGGACCCAUUAUGCUUCUAUCCACCUCGACUAACUUAAGUGGUUCUGGAGUGGGCAGUCGCUCGCAGCGUUGCUCUGAGCAGUUGGUCCUGUAUGCCAAGGCAGUGUCAGUGCUGGAAGCUAGUCUGGUGGUGUAUGAGCUCAACAUGGCCACUGGGAACAAGGAACCUUCACCAAGACACAGACAGAUUGAGAGUGAGGCUCAUCAGCUUGUGGGGGUGUGUCUGGAGAAGGCACAGCUGGUACGUGACCAACUCUCAGAGUGUGGCAACAACAAAUCACUCAGUCAGGUAUCGGCUGAGAAGCUGCUCUACCUAGAAGCACUGGACAUGUGUAAGGCAGCCGUCCUGGAUGAGAAGUCGGGGGAGGCUAACGAAUGUAUCAAACGUUAUCGCAGAGCAAAACUCAUCUUUCAACACCUCCUGAUCAGUGCCUCCAGUCCGAGGGACAAGGCUCUGUUGCACAAAUAUGUGAGUACAUCCCAGCGUAGAGUGGAACUGCUCUCGUCACUGAGCAGCUACUGAACUACCGACAAACUUUAUGUUGCGUUGUGUUGCGUUGUGUUGAUUGUGUUCCUAUUUUUACAUCAUUUAUGUAGUUCCGUCAUCAUCAUUACCGUGGCAACCACUGCAUUUCAUCAGCCUCAUCAGUUUAUUGAUCAUCAUUAUUUUACAAUUGAAUUUUAAACUGUGUA